Molecule: messenger RNA, 2012 nt
Organism: Plectropomus leopardus (leopard coralgrouper)
Lineage: Eukaryota; Metazoa; Chordata; Actinopteri; Perciformes; Serranidae
Gene: lamp1a
Product: lysosome associated membrane protein 1a
Biological process (GO): establishment of protein localization to organelle
Cellular component (GO): plasma membrane; late endosome membrane; lysosomal membrane
Source: RefSeq, a predicted model, not a curated record
GCUGAAUGCUAGUUCACAUGACGAGUUAUGGCAUAUUCACUCGGUGUGGCUGUUACCGACGUCUAACCCCGUUUAACGACAGUGUCUACCAGCAAGACUCUGUUUAGGAUCACCAAACAACGAUUCCUUGUAUCUUAAGAAAACAGAGAAACGUAAACAACAACAGGAAGUGGAAGAACAAAACCAGUGACGCCUCAGUUUUAGCUAACUGUCCGUCAAGUCAAGUGCAGUCCGCCGCGGAGACCCACCUGCGCCUGCAGCGGCGACACAACACCACCUCCUCGGGCUUUUAGCUCUUCUGCAAGGGGGACAACAGGGAGAAAAGUCACUCCGGGAGGAUGAAACUCUCUCACGCUUUGUCCGCGCUCAUCAUCGCGUGGUGUGCGGUUUUAGGUCACAUUCAGGCUGUUACUCUUGAGGUGAAAGAGGGGAAUUCUACCUGUAUAAAGGCUGAGCUGUCCGCAUCGUUCUCCAUCACAUACAACACCUCCAACAGCACAAGAACAGUGCAGGUCCCUCUGCCUGACUCCACCACGGUCGAUGCAGGCAGCAGCUCAUGUGGUACAGACGACAGCUCGCCAUGGCUGGUGGCGGUGUUUGGACCUGGCCACGCGCUGGGACUAAGCUUUUCGACCAAUGGGAGUCUCUACAGUGUCGCUAACCUGUCACUGCAGUACAACCUCAGCGACAGUUCGAUCUUCCCUGAGGCUAACAGCUCCGAUGUGGUGACUGUGGUGUCGGCUUCUGUUGGGAUCUGGGCGAUGGUCAACACCACCUACCGCUGUUUGAGCCCCUCUACUUUUGGAAUUGGUGGCGCAUCUGUCACUUUCUCUGACAUGAGGCUGGAGGCGUACAUGCCAGGAAAUGACCUGAGUCCAACAGAAAGCGUAUGUAUGGCAGAUCAAGCCAGCACUACAGCUCCACCCACCACUGCUGGCACAACAACCACCGCCCCUCCAGCACCAACUCCUCCGGGAGCACCUGAGCGAGGCCACUACACUGUUAUGAACAGCAAUGGCACUGAAUGCCUCCUGGCCCAAAUGGGACUGCAGCUCAACAUCUCUUAUUUCUCUGUGUCUCAAAAUAAGACUGUCCAAGAGCUGGUGAACCUGACUCCAAAUCUAACAGCUUCAUCAGGCUCAUGUGAAGCCAGCAGUGCUUCCUUGGUUUUGACACAGGAGCGAAGCACUACGCUCACCUUCAUCUUCACUCUGAACUCCACGAGCCACAAGUACCACCUGAGUGGGAUAACUCUGCUCGCUAAUUUGUCUGAUGCGACCGAUCCCAUCAGAGCCAGUAACACCAGUCUGGACUACCUGCGCAGUACGCUGGGCCGCUCCUACAUGUGCAAUGCGGAGCAAACUCUGGUCGUGGUGCCAACUUUCUCUCUCAACACAUUCAAACUGCAGGUCCAACCUUUUGCAGUCACUACCAGCCAGUUUGCUACAGCGGAGGAGUGUCAGAUGGAUCAAGACCAGAUGCUCAUCCCCAUCAUCGUUGGAGCAGCUCUCGCCGGCCUGGUGCUGAUCGUUCUCAUCGCAUAUCUAAUAGGCAGGAAGAGGAGCCACGCUGGAUACCAGACCAUCUGAAUGAACCCCUCAUUUCUCUUUAACCUGACAGACUGAACAGUGGAGCGAUAAACCCAAUCUGUGAGCAAGUGAUAGACUGUGGACACAAGUGUGAGUGAAUGAAAGCAGUUGUUACUCUGUGGUGAGUGCAUGUUUUUGCAUUUAUCCUUCAUGACCUCUGGAUUUUUUUUUAUUCUACUUUCAAUUUCUCUGUGAGAUGAUGAUGAGAAGCCACAGACCUGCUAACUUUAGACAGUGUGCAUCUUGAAGCCCCAGAAAACAAGAGGCUUCACACAAUCAAUGAUGGAGGCAGUUUGAAUUCACUGUAGCAAGUUCACCGUCAGCUGUUCUUGCUCCAUCAAGUUCUAGGAGUGGGUUGAAUUUGCUUGAACUGAUGUUUUUAGCCAUGUAAUUAUUUAUAAUAAAAAAAAUGUUAAUUAGAAA